Messenger RNA from Drosophila santomea, 813 nucleotides. RefSeq lists its product as uncharacterized. Lineage: Eukaryota; Metazoa; Arthropoda; Insecta; Diptera; Drosophilidae. The transcript has a single exon. The record is from RefSeq and is a predicted model, not a curated record. The coding region runs from base 88 to 723 and encodes 211 amino acids.
UCAAACCAAUUUGACGUUAUUCAAUGUUAGAUGAAAAAUUUUUAAAUUUCCUUUAAAAUUAGUUUUUGAACUCAAAAUUCUAAAACCAUGUUCAAUCCCAAAUUACAAGACAUUGGAUACUUUGUGCUGCUGACAUCCCUGCACUUGGGCUCGAAUCUUCAGCCUGUCAUGGAGGCGAAUGCCAAUUUAAAAUCGGUCUAUCCCUCCGUGGAUCGUAAUCUAACACUCCAAUUGGGCUAUAAAUAUAAUCACUGGAUGCUGGUCAAGGCCAUAAUGUAUUCCCUACUAACUAUGAUCGGAGUUUGGUACUGCCGGCACUUGCAAUUUAUCAAAACUGGGGUAUCGGUGGAAAGGAAAGGUAUCCUUAAAAUUAAGGCCACAGCUGCCGAGAAAGUCAAAAACAAUUGGAUCAGCAAACAAACGAAGGAGGGACCAUUUCCGGGGAAUGUACUCCUCUUAUUCUCAUUGCCCUGGAUAUUGACCUUUGUGGCCAGCGGAUUGAUCAACUAUAUUCGAUUUUAUAUGGUGAUUCAGCAUUUCUGCAUAUCAAACUGGAGGGCCAUACAACUGUACGGAGAACUGCAAUGGCUUUUUUGGCAUCGUUCUGCAUCAGUGGCUAUAAAACCCUAUUGGUCGCAAAUUUUCAACGGUGGAGUAUCCUUGGAGAAGGCGUCACAUCUUCCAGGAAAUUUUAUUUCCAUUGAAACGCAUCUAUUGGACUGAGCAUGAAAAUUCCUAUAUAAACUUUGUAUUUUAUGUUUGAAGCCCAAAUUAUAUAUGUAUAUAUAUGAAAUAAAUCGGUUUAAUUGAAUA